UUCAUAGGUUAUCUUGGUUAUACGAGUGGUUUUUCGCUGACGUGUAUGGUUUUCUUUGUCAGUGUGGUAAUCUUCAAGAAAUUUCAAGUACCCUGUCCUCUCCCCAUCAUGGAUCAUGGGGUUGGAAACUGGACAGCCACCAACAUCACACUGCCAAUGCACCUGGUCAUGUUACCAAAUGAGUCUCUCAGUUCUGGUGUGAAUUUCAUGAUGGACAACACAGUUGGGCACAUGCCAGGCCUUGAGGAGCCAAAAGAUGCUUUCCUCAAAAGUGGUGUAGAAUAUGAAGCACACAGCGACAGCAGUGACACGUGUCAGCCCAAAUACUUUGUGUUCAACUCACGGACUGCCUAUGCAAUACCCAUCCUGGCAUUUGCAUUCGUAUGCCACCCUGAGGUGCUACCAAUAUACAGUGAACUGAAAGAUCGUUCCCGAAAGCGGAUGCAGAAUGUCUCAAACGUCUCCAUCACUGGCAUGCUCAUCAUGUAUCUUCUUGCUGGUCUCUUUGGAUAUCUUACUUUCUAUGGAGAGGUUGAAGAUGAGCUACUUCACACAUACACCAGGGUGUACACUUUUGAUGCUCUCCUUCUGUCUGUGCGCCUCGCGGUGCUGGUGGCUGUCACCCUGACUGUGCCCCUUGUCCUCUUCCCUGUAAGUAAAAGAGCUGCUGGAGAUGAAAUUGGGGCUGGCCUGUAGACACUAACUUCAUGUGCUUAGCAGAAGCAGGCUUUAACGUUAAAGAAAAGCAAGCCUGAAUUUUGUUUCGGGGAGCAAGUUGUUUCAUACGCAGCUUGCCCACAGCAACCACAUUAGGCAGCUAGGGUUGCAAACUUUGAAAGACUGAAA
Meleagris gallopavo (turkey) is the source of this 846-nucleotide messenger RNA. The record is from RefSeq and is a predicted model, not a curated record. NCBI's taxonomy places the organism in Eukaryota, Metazoa, Chordata, Aves, Galliformes, Phasianidae.